AUGCGUCUUAAUUUCUCAUACGUUGCUCUUCUGUUGGUGGAAGCUGCCCAGCCAGCAUUCUGCGCCAACAACUUCAAACAGACUUUGUCAGACUUUGACGCGAUUGAAAAUACCGCUCUCGAGAGUUUGGCAAAGCGGUCGACAACUAUCAUAGGGGCCUUGCCGGCAGGCGUUGCAAACGUUGCUCAAGGAAUGGUCCGCCAUAUGCAGGAUACAAAGGGGGCUCUUAGAGUUGCUUACCAGAAAAAGCUACCUGCCGAGGAUGAGCGCCGGAUGGCGUCGACUUAUGAAAAUGUCGACAACGCCUUCAACGAAGCCAACAAUGCGCUUUCGGAGUAG
Messenger RNA from Aspergillus alliaceus, 339 nucleotides. RefSeq lists its product as uncharacterized. The coding region runs from base 1 to 339 and encodes 112 amino acids. NCBI's taxonomy places the organism in Eukaryota, Fungi, Ascomycota, Eurotiomycetes, Eurotiales, Aspergillaceae. The transcript is spliced from 2 exons. The record is from RefSeq and is a predicted model, not a curated record.